GCUGGCUCGCGCGCUGCUCACAUGACGUUUCCCAGCAUUCUGCGGGCGCCCUCACGGAAACAUCAAGGAAGAGGAUGCGGGUCGAGUAACUCCAUGGUUGUCUCAGAUAUGGAUUACAAGGUUGUGUUCGCAGCCUUGGAGACAGUAUGCGAGGACAACAUUUCCAUUUUGUGCGGGCCCUCCGACUUGCCGUACGGCGCCGUCGCCAGGCGCCUGGUCACGUGCAUGAGAGAGAUCCAGGAGCACGGCCGAUCCCUGAAACCUGUGAUCGCCAGCUUCACCGCCGUCUUCCACCACUAUGACUUCGAUGCACAAACGCCCGCGAACGGCUACCGCACACUGGCCAAGGUCUUGCUGUCUUGCCUUAUGCACAUCAUCCACAAGGGGCGUUACAUCGCCUCCAAUUACAACAGUGCCUUCUUCAGGGCGGACCACAACGCGUCGGAGAUAGAGGCGUACUGCAGCGCUCUGUGCCAGCUGCGGGCGCUGCUGCACCUCGCCGAGCAGCUGAUCAAGGACAACGGCUACGGCGAGCUGUACUCCAUGCAGGACGGGGACAUGAGCCGCCGGUUCGUGCGGGAGUACAGCUCCAUGCACAAGGCCUGCUUCUACGGCCGCUGUCUGGGCUUCCAGUUCUCGCCAAGUCUACGUCCGUUCCUCCAGACCGUUGUCAUAAGCAUGGUCACGUAUGGAGAGACAUACAGUAAACAGCAGUCGGGUUUGGGUCUGGCGGCCCUUUCCCUCCUCACAUCGGGGAAGUACGUCAUCGAUCCGGAGCUGCGGGGUGCCGAGUUCGAGCGCAUUACCCAGAACCUGGACAUGCAGUUCUGGAAGUCCUUCUGGAACCUCACAGAGUCCGGCCUUUUAGCAGGCUUCAGCAGAAUAGCCUCUUACCCAGUGCAGGUGAACUUCACCCUGACCGUGCCCCCUGUCACUCUGCACCUCCCGCUGGCCUCGGACCCCAGCCUAACAGCCACCGUGUCGCCUCCGAUAGCCCACUGGGGCCCCGGACCAGUCCUCAUGCGUCUGAUCUCCUGUGAGCUGCGAGAAGGACAGGCGAGCGAAGAGUUACUCGCUUAUUCUCGAAGCAACCCACCCCCCAUCACCGCGUCCCAUCUCCCCUGGGUACAGACGCAGCCUCGCUCCCCCUGGCUGCUCAUCCACUUCCACGGAGGCGGCUUCGUGGCCCAGACCUCCAGAUCCCACGAGAAUUACCUGCGGACUUGGUCUAAGCAGCUGAGCAUGCCCAUCCUCUCCGUGGACUACUCGCUGUCACCCGAAGCACCGUUUCCCAGAGCUCUGGAGGAAUGCUUCUACGCCUACUGCUGGGCUCUGAACAACUGUCAUCUGCUGGGCUCCACGGCGGAGCGUGUUUGCCUGGCGGGCGACAGCGCCGGAGGAAACCUCUGCAUCACCGUGUCCAUGAAGGCCAUAAGCAGCGGCAUCCGGGUCCCCGACGGCAUUAUGGCCGCCUACCCCGCCACCUUGCUCACCACUGACGCCUCGCCGUCCCGCCUGCUCACGCUCAUCGACCCGCUGCUUCCUCUAGGUGUCCUCACGAAGUGCAUCAAUGCCUAUGCAGGUGCAGACUCCCAGACGGUGCAGACUGCGGUAGGCAACGGCAGCCUGAGAGCUCUGGGCAGAGACACCGCCGCACUGCUCAGCGAUCUCACCCAGGGAGCCUCCAACUGGAUCCAGUCCUAUCUGGACCCCAUGCGGACUACGGGGGGAGUGCGCUCGCUGUCGUUAGCGCAGACGGGGUCCGCAGGCGGCGCGACUCGCGGGACGCCCGCUUGUGCCUCCGCAACACACUGCAGAGGUCGGGUGGAUUACCCAGAGGGCUUUGAGCCCCUGCGCUCCGAGUGCCUGGCCUUCGUUCGCCUGACGUCCUGCCCCGUCAUCAGGAACCCGUUUGUGUCGCCCCUGCUGGCUCCUGCAAGCCUGCUGAGAGGCCUGCCGCCUGUACACAUAGUGGCCUCUGCUCUGGACGCCCUGCUGGACGACUCGGUGAUGUUUGCCAAGAAGCUACGCGACAUGGGCCAGCCCGUGAGCCUGACGGUGGUGGAGGACCUGCCGCACGGCUUCCUCAGCCUGUACCAGCUCGUCAAGGAGACGGAGGUUGCCGCGGAUAUCUGCGUGGAGCAAAUGAGGAUAAUUUUUCAGCGAGGAAACCUUCGCAAGCGACCAAAGCUGGGAGAGACAUCUCCUAGCGGCAGUCAGUCGGGCUGAUUUUACCCGUCGGGACUUUGUUGUUGCUGAGGCGAAAAAAAGACAACUGACGUAAUGAGGGAGGGAUCGAUUGGAGAAAAAAAAAAAAAGAAACAAGUCAGGGAGAAUUAUGAGGGCUGCAACGAAACCUUUAAGAAUAGAGGAAGCUUAGGGACACUGAGCUUUAAACCUCCACUCCGCAACAUUUUUUCUGUCACCAGCUAUAAUCGAGAGAGACGCUUAAAACUUUCUUUACCAGCUCUGGUGUGAUCUGAAAUGAUGACAAAGAGAGGCAAUGAUGAUCUUGUCUGUCCCACAUGUUCAAGAUCCAAACGCACAUUGAGACUUUUACAGGCUGUCAUGAAGUUCCCCGUAACCAGCCCGUGUAGUCGUUUCUUAUCUGAUGUACUGUACGUCAGGAAUGGGAGCUGCUGUGCCUUGAAUUUAAAGUGCUGCUAAAGUGUGAGAGGAGAAGCUUUGCCUACAUUACUGCACAAACUGACAAGGUUUACUUGCACAGAAAAACACAUUUCAGACACACUCUUAUUAUUUUGUUUUGUUUACCAGCGGUAUGUGGACGUGGGUUAUAGAAGUUACUUGCUGUACUGUAAAUGAAUUCCGAACAUAUGUUGAAUAUUUAACACUUUGUUGUUUAUAUUUAAAGUCUGAAUUAAAAUUGAAACUUCCAA
Messenger RNA from Anarrhichthys ocellatus (wolf-eel), 2897 nucleotides. RefSeq names its product lipase, hormone-sensitive a (gene lipea). Bases 22 to 2229 code for a protein of 735 amino acids. Gene Ontology annotation, molecular function: triacylglycerol lipase activity; sterol ester esterase activity. The transcript is spliced from 11 exons. The record is from RefSeq and is a predicted model, not a curated record. Lineage: Eukaryota; Metazoa; Chordata; Actinopteri; Perciformes; Anarhichadidae. Gene Ontology annotation, biological process: cholesterol metabolic process; triglyceride catabolic process. Gene Ontology annotation, cellular component: cytosol.